Messenger RNA from Polypterus senegalus (gray bichir), 2244 nucleotides. RefSeq names its product protein phosphatase 1K, mitochondrial-like. The record is from RefSeq and is a predicted model, not a curated record. NCBI's taxonomy places the organism in Eukaryota, Metazoa, Chordata, Cladistia, Polypteriformes, Polypteridae. The transcript is spliced from 7 exons. Gene Ontology annotation, molecular function: cation binding; protein serine/threonine phosphatase activity. Gene Ontology annotation, biological process: protein dephosphorylation. The coding region runs from base 157 to 1257 and encodes 366 amino acids.
GACGCACUCCUUCUGUUCCAGACGACCAGGGCUUCUGGCUUGUUUGCUUGCUUGUAGGGUAGUGGUCAGUUUUUCGACUGCGCCGUCGAACAGCAGCUGAACAUAAGAAAGCUUUGAAUAUAUUUGUAUCUUGUGUCCUUUACGUGUCUAGAAGUCAUGUCUGCCCAAUCCUCUAUACUGUGCUGCCGGAUUGGACGAUUGGCAACGAACCUGCGGGUAGCCAGUCGGAAACGCUGGUCGACAUCGCUCAACCGCUGCAUUUCCUCCUCCACCGACAGGAAAAAUUUGCUGGCCGUGACAUUACAAAAUCACGCGCCGCUGACCAAAGCCUGGGACCGUUUCGGCAUUUGGUUGGACGAGCCCAUCCUGCUCCCCCCUCGCUUAGCCGAUGCUCGUGUCGAGGCUGGGAGCCUUCCCAACGUGGGAUGCGCCAACCAAAAAGGAAAGCGGAAGACAAACGAAGAUCGCCUCUGUGUCCAGAAACUUUCAGACAAUGUGUUGCUUUUCGCAGUCUUCGAUGGCCAUGGGGGAGACGCUGCUGCAGAGUUCUGUUCUCGCAACAUAUCAUACUUCAUAAGGAAAAAUCUUCAGUUAGAAUUUGAUCUUGAAACAGUAUUACACAAGUCAUUUCUCGAAGUUGACCACGCCUUUCUGCAGCAUGUUUAUAGUUUGCAAGAAGGGGUUGUCUUGUCUGUUGGCACAACAGCAACUGUUGCCUUACUGCGCAAUGAAACCGAGCUUGUAGUUGCCAGUGUUGGGGACAGCCCAGCUGUCCUUUGCAGAGAAGGAAAAGCAAUACAUUUAAUUGAGGACCACAACCCAAGGAGAAAAGAUGAAAGGCAAAGAAUUCAGCAGUUUGGUGGAUUUAUCGAGUGGAACAGUGCUGGUGAACCCUAUGUUAAUGGGAGGCUGGCGAUGACCAGGAGUAUUGGAGAUUUUCAAGUUAAACCAUAUGGUGUUAUUGCAGAACCUGAGACUACAAAAGUAAUGUUGCAGGAAUCUCGAGACUCUUUCCUGAUAUUAGCUACCGAUGGAGUCAGUGGAAUAAUGGAAGUUCAAGAAAUGUGUGAUAUUGUCAAAAAAUGUCAAGACUCGUCAGAAGCUGCUGUUAUUGUUACAGAUCAGGCACUCCAAUAUGGCGCACAAGAUAACGUGACUGCUAUUGUUGUACCCUUUGGAGCAUGGGGAAGAUACAAGAAUGCACUGACAUCCUCCAGUUUUGGUAGAAUAAUGGUGGCAAGUUGUCGAUGGAGUUAGUCUGACACCGUUUUUAUUUGUCGUCUUGUGGAGUUUGCACACCAAGUGUGGCCUUGAUGUGAAUGCUAUUACUGUGCCUAAAAUUUGUGAGCUUUCUGGUUUUGGGGGUGUGUUUUUCUUUCAGUCUAAAUUCUCCAUCUCACUGUAAUCCCUAAAAAUAAAGUGAGGUGCUAAAGUUUAGUGGCACACACUUGUAAAUAUGUAAACAUGAUGCUGCUGCUUUAGUUUCUUUUUUCUGGCUUCUUCCUCCUUAAUGGCAGGUUCAGUGCAAUCACAUCUUCAGUAUGAUGAAGCGCAUGCCAUUGGCAAGUCUGCAAAUACUGAGAGUGUUAAGUUGACUUGCAUCUGCUGUUCUAGUGGAGGAAGCUUGUUGCUGUCUUGUAUCAGGCUAGCUGCAAGUGUAGCUUUUGUGGUAGCCACAUUAUCCAUUAAUGGGAGGAAAAUCUAAAAAGAAAAAUCAUUAAUAGAUGAUGCACUUUAAAUGAAUGAGGUGUGUGCUUAAAGGGUGACACUUGAUGUCACGGGCUUAUUUGUUUUUAACCUUUCAGCAGCACAGUUCCCUUACAUGCUGUUGUAACCUAAAGAAUGAUUGCAGUAAUGUUAUGGUAGCAGCAUCUGAAACCAGAAAGCUUUGUCUAAUUGUACUUUUUAUUUUUUUAAUGUCUUGCUUUUCAAAUUUCCAAAAAUAUGGAUUAGAAAUGUUUUCUCUGGAUCUAAAAGGUCCUUCAUUUUUUUCUUUCAUUUUUAUGAAAGUAUACACACUACUAGUGCUUUGAAGCACAUUCCUGUAUCAUGAAUUUUAAAUGGUUAAUUUCAACCGAUCUGUAUCUGAAUUGCUUCUGUACAGUUACUUCAUUGGUAUUUGUUACAGAAUGAGCCAAAUAUGAGAAAAGUGGAAAGAUGUGCAUUGUCUACCACUCACUCGUUCUUAGUUGUGUCAAAUGUGUAAAUGUACCAAAGUUGGCUGUAAAAAAUGAUUUUAUUUAA